Recurvomyces mirabilis is the source of this 1326-nucleotide messenger RNA. RefSeq lists its product as uncharacterized. The record is from RefSeq and is a predicted model, not a curated record. Bases 1 to 1326 code for a protein of 441 amino acids. The transcript has a single exon. NCBI's taxonomy places the organism in Eukaryota, Fungi, Ascomycota, Dothideomycetes, Mycosphaerellales, Teratosphaeriaceae.
AUGCUCGCCACGGUUACUCUAACUACCACUGCAUACAGUCCUACCACAAUCUUGACGGACAAAUUGCUCACCGGUUCAGCGAUUGCGCCAAAUGUGGUCGUGAGUGGAGCGACCAGUGGCGUACCAACACCGACCGGAAGCAAUGGAACGAUUGUCAAUAUCACGUCUGGAGUACCAUCUAGUGCGACCAUGCUGACAACGAUGGUAUGGACUGCUACGACUGUGUUGACUGGGAUGUUCCCUAUCACUGGCUACCCAUCUCAAAUCGUCCCUCCUGGCUCUGUGUUGACUGGGAUGUUCCCUAUCACUGGCUACCCAUCUCAACUCGUCCCUCCUGGCUCUGUGUUGACCUUGACACCAAACAACACUGCACAAGCUUCAGCUCCAGCUGUAGUUCCCGUUGGAGGCACAAUGACGGUCACCGGAUCUGGUCAUUCCGUUGUACCCGUCACUGCGAUCACUAUCAGCUUUGCGAGCACGAUCACGAUUCCUGUCAAUGCGAUACCGCCAAGCUUGUUGACCAUGCAGACCACUGUCUCCCCACAGGUCAGCACGAUGAGUAACAGUGCUAGCCCAACAAGUCAGUCCAUUGUCCAGACAUCGAUCCCAGUCUCUACAAGUGUGGUCACAGUGACAGUCGACAACUACAUAAUCCAGUCGACGGUACCGAGCACAGUCACAAUUACAGCCAAUCCGCCAAAGAACUCCGCUGCCCCAUCCACAAUCUCACUUACUGCUACCAUUGCCCAAUGGACGUCUCAAUCGAUCAUUCCGCCAAGUCCGAUUACAACUACAAUACAAAACACACCUCUUGGGGCUGCUAGCACCGUCACUGCCAAUCCGUCUACACAGACUAUUGUACAAUCGACUCUGCCAGGCACCGGCAGCACGGUCACAGUGAGCCAGUCGACUAUGCCACCGAGUGGUAGCACCGCCACUAUCAGCCCAUCCGGCAGCAAUCCUCUAGUAUCGGCGAGUGCUGGGCCAGCAGUCGUCACGGUCAGCAAUCCGCUACCUCCGGCCGGAACAGCAACUGGUCCUGCACUUGUUUCGGUCACAGCUGGCCCAGUAGCAGCGACCGUCGGUAAUCCGCUCCCAAAGACCAAUAUCCUCAUCAAUACUGUCAGAGUGACACGCUCGAAUAUCAAGACAACAGUUCCGGCGAAGCCGAGCACGGUGACCGUACAAGUGAAGAAAACCACUCUCAAAACGACAGUCUCGAAGCCGAAGCCAAAGACUACGCCUAAACCAAAGCAUACUCCUAAGGCCAAGACAUCGAAGAAGACCAUCAAGAAGACCAUCAAGUCGACCAUAACACACAAAUGA